Messenger RNA from Umbelopsis ramanniana AG, 575 nucleotides. RefSeq lists its product as uncharacterized. Gene Ontology annotation, biological process: dUMP biosynthetic process; dUTP catabolic process. The coding region runs from base 81 to 539 and encodes 152 amino acids. The record is from RefSeq and is a predicted model, not a curated record. The transcript has 4 exons. Gene Ontology annotation, molecular function: magnesium ion binding; dUTP diphosphatase activity. NCBI's taxonomy places the organism in Eukaryota, Fungi, Mucoromycota, Umbelopsidomycetes, Umbelopsidales, Umbelopsidaceae.
UUUUUGGCGACCAGCGAACGCGUGGUGGACAACGCGACUGAAACCGAAUCAGCCUUUUUUACCUUGAUCUCAAACAAUUUAUGAACAAAGCCUUCACAACUAUGGCCCCCAUACAAUCUCUCCUAGUUAAGCGCCUUAGCGAUCGCGCAAGAAUCCCAACCCGUGGUAGCAGCCAUGCAGCUGGUUAUGAUCUCUACUGCUCUGCCGAUACAGUUAUUCCUGCUCAAGGAAAGGCUGUUGUCCCAACAGAUAUCUCUAUCGCUGUACCUUCAGGUUGUUAUGGACGCGUCGCACCACGUUCUGGCUUGGCUGUUAAACAUCAUCUUGAUACUGGAGCUGGUGUGAUCGAUGAGGAUUACCGUGGCCCCGUUGGUGUCGUCAUGUUUAACUUUUCCAAGACGGAUUAUGAAGUGAAAGAAGGUGAACGUAUUGCACAGUUGAUAUUGGAGCAAAUCUUCACUCCUCCCGUGGUUGAGGUUGAGAGCUUGGAAGACACUCUCCGAGGUGCUGGAGGUUUUGGGUCAACGGGUAAACAAUAACCGGGCCAAUCAAGCGUAUGCAGCGUCAAAUUUCGC